AUGGCUUCCGACGACUCAAGACUCGUGACUGAGAUAUGGGACAACAUCUGUUCCUUCCUCACCUCACCAACCCUCUCCAAUCUCCGUCUCACGUCUCACAGACUCAAUGAGAUUGCACGACCAUGGAAAUACAGAAGCUUACGUCUCGAAGCAUUCGCGCCUUCAUCUGUUGAGCGAUUUAUCCAGAUCGCCAAGACUCCCGAAAUGCGCAGCUUAGUUCGAGAGAUCACUAUUGAUACGCGCAUUGAGUUUGACUUUGAGUACCUCUGCAACGAGUCAUACAUCUUCCCCAUAGCCUUCAUGAACGCACUCCCCCAUCUCCGCUGUUUCACCAACGUUACGGCGCUUCAUAUUCGCUUUGAGGAACACUGCGGCGAAGAUGACCGUUACUAUCAAACUAUUGAAGAAACGUUUGAGUUGCGGUACCGUGUGCUUGAUACUAUUCUUCACUGCGCCGCGGGGCUGUGGACGCUGGAGAAGCAGAUCAAGAUUGACCAGGUAAUGGAGGGAUAUAUUUAUCUCAAUGAUGAUGAGGAUGAGCAGUUUGACUACAGUGAUCAGGAUCUUGAGUUCACUCAUGAUAAGCCGUUUCCGCUCAAGGAGUUGACGAUUACUCAUUUGGCGGAUUACGAUGAUCCUCACCUCGCUGGCUCCGAGGCCUGGAAGACGAUCAUCUCUCUACCAACCCUCGUUGACUUUCGUGUCUUUGUCACAACCGAAGAAUGCGAGGCUUCACCUGAGAGCACGAUCCACUACAUUGAGAAGUACGAUUUCUUCGAUAACCUCCACAACACAUGGCUCUCGCCCAAUAUUACGGAUCACUUGCGCGUACUGUCGCUAUACUUCAAAGAUUACUGGGGCUGGUUCCCCAUCAUGGACUUUCGAAACAUUGGCGAGGACUCACCAUUUCCUCAACUCAAGGUUCUUGCGCUCGGGAACUACGUCUUUACUCAUGAGUGGCAGAUCGAGUGGUUCGCGAAGCUCGGCAAGGAGAACGGCAGUGGGGGUUUGGUUGAACUGUAUCUCGAUGAUUGUCCGAUUCUGUAUCAUGCGCGUCAGCUUCGCAUUGGAAACGAUGGGUACGCUGAUCAUACAGCACAUACAGCACAAGGAGGUACAGGACGAGGAUGGAAUCCUAUCAAACGCGACUUUCCCAUCCGAUGGAACAAUAUCCUCUCCCAUUGGAAGGAUUCGAUGAAAGGGCUAAAGACACUCAGAGUUGGUCAUGGCUGCUGGUGGGAUUGUCCCAAGGAUACUCGCCAGGCGAUUCUUCAAGACCCCGACUACAAGGACAUCGACUUGCAAGCUAUGGAUCAUCGCCUCACGCGAAACCAGCACCGGGACUUUGCCUGUCCUGGCCCAACGGAGGAGGAAUACUGGGACAGGGAGAAUACCUGCGUGUCUGAGAAGCAUAGAUACGGGACGGGAAUCGAUAAUCAGAGAACGAGUCGGAUGCAGUACAUUGAGUAUAAUUGUGGUCUGGGGCCUUCGCCGUGGCUGGAGAAGAAUUCGCGGUACGAUUGUGAUGAGGAGGGGUUUGCACCGGAGAAAGGGACGUUGGAGAAGGAUAAUGCUGCGUGGGAUAUGAUUAUGGCUGCUAUUCGAGCGAGACGUCAGGGUCUUAGUAUUUGA
This is a messenger RNA of Fusarium subglutinans, 1632 nucleotides long. RefSeq lists its product as uncharacterized. The coding region runs from base 1 to 1632 and encodes 543 amino acids. Lineage: Eukaryota; Fungi; Ascomycota; Sordariomycetes; Hypocreales; Nectriaceae. The record is from RefSeq and is a predicted model, not a curated record. The transcript has a single exon.